Molecule: messenger RNA, 3247 nt
Organism: Paramuricea clavata
Lineage: Eukaryota; Metazoa; Cnidaria; Anthozoa; Malacalcyonacea; Plexauridae
Source: the annotation of a GenBank genome assembly
AUGCCGCGAUCUUUUCUUGUAAAAAAUCAGCAACGGUCGAAAAAACGGACGGAUGAUAGUAGCCCUGAUGAUGAAGGUCAGUUUUAUAUCAUAUUUUCACAUAUAUGUAUAUAUAUAUAUAUAAUAACAACAAUAAUUACUUCAAGACAACUAGGAUAUUUUACGGAUCACUAGCGUAAUCGCCUUAAAGAAGGCGAAUAUUUCGGUAAAAUAUAUUUUCAGGGGUUAGUAACGCACGAUUUCUUGUUUUUGUUGUGUUCAUAACACUUUUAAAACCUAUCACGGAGCCAAUGAUCACCUAUCAACCAACAAAUAUGUAUUAAAAUCUCAAAGGCGUUUUGCUUCUGGAAUCCUUAUUUAGUUCGGGAAGAACAAUAGAUGAAUUUAUUUAUAUGAUUUGGAAUUAUGACUUUUUACCUUCGGAGGAAGGAACUUUGAUUUUAUUUUGUUUUUACUUUACGUGAUUUAUUUUCUAAACAAAUUUACAAUAGCAUGUUAAUAUGUUGAAGUCAUGAAAUUUUUAAACUUAAUAUCAGUUUUUUGUCUAUCAACUAAAACCAAAGUAUAGGAAAAAUAAUUAUCAUAUAUAUUCUUACAUCUUACAUGCAACUAAUUCGUUGUUUUAAUAGAUGUUCCGGAUUUAAACAGCGGUUCAAGCACAACAUUUAACAUAUUUCCAGCCAAUUUUACAGGUAAAUUCAAGACCAUCAACUCGGUACCUGUUAAGGUUAAACGACUUAGAACAAACAGUCAUAAAUAAAAAUUUCCUCAUCAUUCUGAUCCCAUUGUUCAAAAACAAUUUCUUUUAGAACCAUAUAUCAUCAUUUCUUGUGCUCUUGGCAAGACAUGUAUAGAAAUUCAACGUCUUAUUUAAGAUUUCUUAGCCAUCUUGAAAUAAUAUAAUCAAUAAUUAAGAGGCAUAUCAUGUUGCUAUGGUUGGGCAGUUCUUGUUUAACAAAUAAUUAGAAGCGGUUGGGUAUUAACUCAAUAUACCAUGAAGCGAAGGUCACCGGGGGCAUACAUGUACAAGAUUUUCAAUUUAUAUGUUACUAUUAACGUUAUUCGUUUGAAUACAUUUGGCAUUUACCUCUCAUUUGAUCAGGUUUUCAUCCUUUGAAAUGCAGCUGUGCCUCGUACACUGGCACUUUGGAUUCAUGUUACAGCGUUCAAUUAACAUUUUUUUCACUUCAUACCCGCGGCUGAUCGAAUUAAUAUACCAUGGCCCUUCUGGACCUACAAUGAACAAGGACUAACAGAGUUCUUUGCUAUCCAGUUCAAAAACUCAAGUUACUUUUAGGAUAGUUUAUAUUUUAUAUUUCCCACGAUUCAGUCCCACUAUGCAAAUAUUGCCAUGUUUAGGGACAAGUCAUUAUUAAUGCAGGUAGGGGCCCGGAGGAAAUUUUUAUGAAUAGCAAAAAUUUUUCAUGACCCCUUAUUUUUCUAACAAAAUCAUUUUAUCCCCCCCCCCCUAUUGAAGCAACAUAUUUCAUAGCCCCCCCCCCAAAAAAAAUUCUGAAUUCAAUGACUCUAAGUCAGUUUCGUAACCAUCUUUCCUGCCCUCAUACUCAAGGUGGACAGGAGUGACUUCAGUUUCACAAUAGACACAAUAGAUAAUUCAGACUUUAUACCUGAAAAGUUGUUGGCCCUCAAACAAAAAACCUACACAUCAGGCCUACCUUUACUAAUUGAAAAAAAUACAUUUGUGUCUGGUGGAAGCAUUAUAUUGAAGAGAUGGCAUGCAGGAGAGACUGUCAACAACAUGCAGAAACAGAACAUGUCAAAGAGGUCCACUUGGUUAAAAAGCGUAAAACAGGGCAACAACUGUCAAUUGAAUCUUGCAUUUGCAAAUGCAGUGCAUGACCCUUCAGACAAAUUCUACGGUGAUGAUGAGGAUUGAGGAUGACAAUUUCCAUAUACAGUAGCUAGAACACAACUUUUCGGUUCAAUAUAUUGGGCAUUACUGUUCAAUGUAUGUAUGUAUACUGUAUAUAUAUAUAUAUAUAUAUAUAUAUAUAUAUAUAUAUAUAUAUAUAUAUAUAUAUAUAUAUAUAUAUAUAUAUAUAUAUAUAUAUAUAAUAUAUAUAUAUAUAUAUAUAUAUCCAUUACUCUUUUGAUAUUAUCAUAUUACAUGUUACAAACUAUUCCAUAGAUUUUAUGUUCAAAAUAUUUUCUGCCCCACCCCCACCCCCCCUUCACUGCUCAAAAAUUUUUUGUGGCCCCUCUAAAUUUCCUCCGGCCCCUACCCGGCAUUAAUAAUGACUGGUCCCUUAUAAACUAUAAAUACAAUCAAUUUCUAAAGAAAUGAAUAAUGGUGAGUUGAGGGGGAGGGGCAACCUCGCAAGCCAGGGUCUUCUACCUACGCUGGGCUGCGGCGAAGACCCUGGUUCAGGCUGGUCACGUGACACUUUUACUUACUCUCCACCUUGGGGGGGAUGGGUAGAACACCAGUGGUGCAAAAAUCGACUUCCGGUUGAAAACAGCGUGUAUCGUCGUUUCGAAGGGGUGAAGAGCGCAAAUUUUGGUAGCUUGCUUCGACGCAAAUAUAGCAGAUAAAAUGGAAAGAGGAUCUAAAUGUAUGAUUUUCUUUGCUUGCUUACAUUUCGCUAUUACAAAUAGCUUAUAUUCUAAUAUUAUGUUAAAACCAAAGCAAGUUAUUUGUUUGGAAAAAUUGUUUUUUGGCUCGGAUGUACUGGCGGUUCUUCCAACAGGUUAUGGGAAAUCGUUAAUAUAUCAGAUUCUACCGUUGCUGUUGUACUGCAAAGAAUGGUUAGAAGGAAGCCAGAUUCAACGUUCCAUUAAUGAAUGCGACUUAACGUCUGUCGUUAUUGUUAUUUCCCCUCUAAAUUCGCUCAUUAACGACCAAAUUCGGAAGAUACUUACGACAGGCCUUCGAGUGUCCAUAUUAAAUGUCAACAGAACUUGUGAUGAUAUUACAAGUGAUUCUAGCGACGACGAAGUUCUCUGCGACGUAGUUGAACUUGACAAAAAGGAAAGACUGCUUGCUGGUUAUUAUAACAUUUUAUUUGCACAUCCUGAAUCACUGUUAUCUAGCAGAUUUGGACGAAGUCUUGUCAAUAGUGUGGUCUAUCAAAAAAAUGUUUGUGCUCUUGUCAUUGAUGAAGCACACUGCAUCAUAGAAUGGUAUGUAUAUAAAUAUGUGUAUGUAUGUAUGUAUAUAAAUUAUGAGAUAACAAAUUUGUAUGGUUUACCUGUAAUAGUUUGGAAGAAAUGUUAUUCGCUAAUAUAG